AUGGCUCCCACAGCAUCUAUCGAGAUCAAGAAAAGGCAACUUUCUGCCACAGAUGUAGAAGGUGAAUGCAAAAAACCUAAUAUUCAAAGUGAGGCAAGUAAACCACAGCCUAAACAAAGAAAGACUAAGGUAGUUAAAAGAAAAUACAAAGCGAAGGAUGUGGAUGCUACUUCGCCAUUAGGAAUAUUACAGCAUGAGAUUAAGGAGUUCUUGACGGAAUAUGGACUUGAAGAAAAUCAAAUUUCCAAUGAUAUGCCAUCAAUUUUGAAUGAUCCCCCUAUCGAAGCAAAAUACCAUAGGAAUGUGAGUGAUGUCGAGGUGGUCAAAUUAUCAUCUAAUGGGGACGGUUUAGCUAUCAUUCCACAUCCAACCAAAGAGGAUGGUAAGCAGGUGUGUUUAGUGCCAUUUGGGUUGCCUGGUGAUAAGGUUGAUAUCAGAGUAUUUAAGUCGCAUCCGUUGUAUGUCGAAUCUGAUUUGCUUAAAGUAAACGAAGGGUCUCAGCAUAGAGAUGACUCGUUAAUUAAGUGCCGUUACUUUGGUAAAUGUUCUGGAUGUCAGUAUCAAAGUGUCGAUUAUAAGCAACAAUUGGUCUUUAAGAAGCAAACCAUCGAAAAUGCAUACAAGUAUAUGGCGCCAAUCUUGUCGAAAGCUGACAACGGAUUACCAUUAGUGAAAAACACGGAAGCAUCGCCACUUCAAUAUGGAUAUAGGACAAAGUUAACCCCGCAUUUCAACUUACCAUACACCAAGCCAAAAGAAUACCCUCCUCCUAGUUUAGGGUUUGGGGCUAAGGGUAGACCUACCUGGAGACCUGAAGCAGAAGGUGGAAAUUUUUCGAUCUUGGAUAUCGAAGAAUGUACGAUUGGUACGGAAAUCAUCAACAAGGGAAUGUCAAAUGAAAGAAGUAGAUACUUACAAGACUAUAUGAAAUAUAAGAAGGGAGCUACCAUUUUGUUGAGAGAGGAUACAAACAAGGUCACCGAAGAAGAGCCAGUAGAGCAGAAACCUGCAUCUACUGAUCCAGAAGGCUCUGUGUCUUCAGUGACAUUAGAACUUGAUAAUGGUGACAAAUUGCGCAAGACAUGCGUCACUAGCUCUAGACAGAUUGUCACUGAAUAUGUCAACGGGUUCCAGUUCCAAUUUUCGGCAGGGGAGUUUUUCCAAAAUAAUAACUCGAUUUUGCCAAUUGUGACCGAUUAUGUCAAGUCCAACUUGCAAAUACCGAACUCAAAUGCCGAUGAACCAAACUAUUUGGUGGAUGCGUAUUGUGGAUCGGGACUCUUUUCUAUAACAUGCUCGCAAGGAGUUUCUCGUGUCAUUGGUGUUGAGGUUAGUGCCGAUUCCGUCAAGUUUGCCGAGUUGAACGCCAAAAACAACCACAUCGAAAAUGCUACAUUCAUUGUGGGCAAGGCCGAAAAAAUCUUUGGCAACAUUGAUACUCCUGCCGACAGAACUGCAGUCAUCUUGGACCCGCCAAGAAAAGGAUGUGACGAUGUGUUCUUGAACCAGUUGUCAGAGUACCAUCCGGCCAGAAUCGUGUACAUCAGCUGUAACGUCCACUCGCAGGCCAGAGAUGUCGACUGGUUCAUCAACAAGACCAAACAUGGCCAAGACUACUUUGUGGAGAGCAUCAAGGGCUUUGACUUCUUCCCCCAGACUCACCACGUUGAGAGUAUUGCGGUAUUAGCUUUGAAGAACUAG
Molecule: messenger RNA, 1701 nt
Organism: Debaryomyces hansenii CBS767
Lineage: Eukaryota; Fungi; Ascomycota; Pichiomycetes; Serinales; Debaryomycetaceae
Gene: TRM2
Product: Trm2p
Exons: 1
Coding region: 1-1701 (566 amino acids)
Biological process (GO): tRNA processing
Molecular function (GO): tRNA (uracil(54)-C5)-methyltransferase activity, S-adenosyl methionine-dependent
Source: RefSeq, a predicted model, not a curated record